CUCAUUGGAUGCUAAUUGGGAAAUUUGGUUGCAGAGGAGAAGAUGCCAGUAACUCAAGAAACUAGCUCUUUUGAUGGUAACUCUACAGAACUGCUAACUGAACAAGCAAACAUGAAGGCUUGUUACCUUGGAUGGCAGGUACAGACUGAAGAAACAUGAUGCCAUCUUUCAUCGAGUUAGAAAUGGAUGUGUUUGCUGGCAUAAGGAAGCUCAUAGCAAAUUUGAUGUGGAAACCAUCCCUACAAGUGCGCAAUUAGUGUCAAUCCUCUAAAUGCAGAGACAAGUUCAGAUGGAUGUGCAUCUCUUUAUUUUGGGAGAAAUUCUACUUCAUAUGUUAUGGGAAGAAUUAACUUUCAGCUUUACCACAUAAAGAAUGAUGCGGAUUGUUUUGCAGCUUUACUACAGCAAGGAAGAUGCGGAUUGCCUUCAACAAUACGUAGCCCUUGAUACCUCAUUCCAUGAAGAAAAGCCAAAAACUACUGGGGGAGUUACUGAACCUUUUUUAUACUAUGAUGCCAAUGGUUCCUCAGGCGAGUCGGAGGUGGGUUGUGGGGUUUGAGAUGGCGAUCUCGAACGCGGAGGGGGAUCCCGCUACCGGUAACGAAGGAGGAGGGGAGAGGAAGCGGAAGCGCCGGGCAGACCCGCCGGUGGCCAAGUGGAGGACGGAGGGCGAGCAGAAGACCUACUCAUCCAAGCUCAUCGAGGCCAUCCGCCGCGUCCGCCGAUCCUCCGCGGCGGCAGCGACGGACCACUCGCGGAGCCGAGCCGUCCGGGCGGCGGCGGACCGAGCGCUGGCGGUGGCUGGACGUGGCCGGACACACUGGAGCCGUGCGAUCCUCUCCGGCCGGAAGCUCAAGCUCUGGGUCCGGGCGCGGGCCUGCCGGCGGAAGCCCCUCGGCAGCAUAACCGCCGCCUCCGCCUCCCACACGACACCGAAGAGCAAGCCACCGACCCUGGAGAGGAAGGCGAGGGUUCUGGGCCGGCUGGUCCCGGGCUGCCGGAAGCUGCCUUUGCUGACUCUCCUGGAGGAGGCAUCCGACUACAUCGCGGCGCUCGAGAUGCAGGUGCGGGCCAUGAGCGCCAUCGCCGAGAUCCUCUCCGCCGCCGGUGCGGCGACAGCGGAGCCUAUGUGAUCGGAGGUCCUCUUCUUCUUCCUCUUGGUCUUCGCUGCCUUUCCGGCCUUAGAAUUGGUUGUGGUAAUUCGUUGUACAUUUCAUCUAUCUUCUCUUCUUUGUUUU
Musa acuminata AAA Group (dessert banana) is the source of this 1238-nucleotide messenger RNA. RefSeq names its product transcription factor bHLH149-like. Lineage: Eukaryota; Viridiplantae; Streptophyta; Magnoliopsida; Zingiberales; Musaceae. The coding region runs from base 459 to 1133 and encodes 224 amino acids. The transcript has 5 exons. Gene Ontology annotation, molecular function: protein dimerization activity. The record is from RefSeq and is a predicted model, not a curated record. Gene Ontology annotation, biological process: regulation of DNA-templated transcription.